AUCCCCCUACUCUCUUGUAAAAAAAAAUUCACAUCUCGACGCAAUUCUUAAGGAUUCUCUCACCAGCAAACUGAUCUCCCAGGGACACCGUCGACGACGGUAGAAGGAAAAAGAAACGUAGUUGUGUGUGAGAAGAUCUAGCGGUGUGCAAAAUGUCAAAUGGAUUUGUGUGCCUCCAGAUUCUUCUCUUGUGCCUCUUUGUGCAAAAAAUUCACACAGAUGACAAGAAUAUCACGCGGCUCUUGAACAAUCAGCUCAUUGUGAGCAGACAAAUAAUGUGUGUCCUCGAAAAGAGUCCCUGUGAUCAACUUGGACGCCAGCUCAAAGCUGCACUUCCCGAGGUUAUUCUGCGGAACUGUCGAAACUGUUCACCACAGCAAGCCCAAAAUGCCCAGAAGCUGACUAAUUUCCUCCAAACCAGAUAUCCCGACGUCUGGUCAAUGCUAAUUAGAAAAUAUCGUGGUGGUGUUUAAUGCAACGAAUGUGGGCAUCGAGGGAGGACUCAACUAUAUUAUAUAUACUCAAACAGCACAAUGAAUCAAUCAUAACUUUAUAUCAUUAGUAGAAAUUUAUAUUUUCUUUCACACAAUUAAAAAUUACUCACUUCUCGUGAUUCUCACCAAAAUAAAGAAAAGAACUUAAUGAGAAUCAAUGCAGAGGGGAAAAUUCCUGUGUGUAAUUAGUAGAAUUAAUUUGAUUACCCAAAGCAACGAUAGAAUUAAUCCCAUGACUGUGUCUAUUUGUAGAAAAUACUAGAAAGAUGUGAAUGCAACAGAACACAAAGAAAAAAAAACUUUCUACACCUGAAUUAAUCUAAAGCAAUUCAUCGUCAUAUCAAAAUAAAAUUUUAUCACCAUAAAUUCUAUUCUUAAUUUGUUAAUCUAAUGCUAUGAAUAUUAAAAAAAAACUCUUCUUUUUAUUGUUGAGCUAUAAAAUGAGUUCAUUGUCGUUUCUGUUGGCAUAAUGUGAAUAAGCACGGCGUGUGCGACUUUCAAUUUUAUCUCACAAGAAUUUUAUACACACAAAAAAGAAUGGUGGAGAAAAGAGAAUUUUUACAAUGAAUGAUUCUAAUGUAAAAUAACCAAUUCAGCAUUUAAAUCAAGAUAAUUUUCUUUCUUUUUUCUUAUUACAAGGAGGUAUUUUAUUAAAUAUAUUUCGUAUGUAUGCUAAAAUGUGGUUUAAUUACCAAAAAAAAGUAUUGUUAUGUAGUUCUGUUUAAUGAGUUAUUGGAGUUAAUAUGAGCGUGUAAUUUAUAUUGGAAACAAAAAAAAGUUUAAUCAUGUCAUAUGUAUAAUUAAAUGAAAUAAAUGUGUCGAUUGUAUGUAUGUAAA
Messenger RNA from Lutzomyia longipalpis, 1331 nucleotides. RefSeq lists its product as uncharacterized. The record is from RefSeq and is a predicted model, not a curated record. NCBI's taxonomy places the organism in Eukaryota, Metazoa, Arthropoda, Insecta, Diptera, Psychodidae. The coding region runs from base 153 to 473 and encodes 106 amino acids. The transcript has 2 exons.